This is a messenger RNA of Phodopus roborovskii (desert hamster), 3767 nucleotides long. It is a transcript of the gene Dhrs9, whose product is annotated as dehydrogenase/reductase 9. The record is from RefSeq and is a predicted model, not a curated record. The transcript has 5 exons. Bases 99 to 1067 code for a protein of 322 amino acids. NCBI's taxonomy places the organism in Eukaryota, Metazoa, Chordata, Mammalia, Rodentia, Cricetidae.
GUCACCAGAGGGUCCUGCACCCCCAGGCAUCUUCAGCGAGGACUCCAUCUUUUAUUGUAUAUGAAAGAAGCAUCCCUGUCACAUACAGGGGAAAGAAAAUGUUGUUAUUGUUGUUUUGGGUGCUGGCCCUCCUGUUCCUCUGUGCUUUUCUGUGGAAUUAUAAAGGACAACUGAAGAUAGCAGACAUCACUGACAAGUACAUCUUUAUCACUGGAUGUGACACGGGCUUUGGAAACUUAGCAGCCAGGACUUUUGAUAAAAAGGGGUUCCGUGUCAUUGCUGCCUGCCUGACCGAGUCUGGAUCAACUGCUUUGAAGACAAAAACCUCAGAUAGACUUCACACAGUGCUUCUGGACGUCACCAACCCAGAGAAUGUCAAGAAGACCGCCCAGUGGGUAAAGAGCCAUGUGGGGGAAAAAGGACUCUGGGGGCUGAUCAAUAAUGCUGGUGUCCUUGGAGUGCUGGCUCCCACUGACUGGCUGACAGUGAAUGACUACAGAGAACCCAUUGAGGUGAACCUGUUUGGACUCAUCGACGUGACACUGAAUAUGCUUCCACUGGUCAAAAAAGCUCGAGGGCGUAUUAUCAAUGUCUCCAGCAUUGGAGGCCGGCUUGCAUUCUGCGGAGGGGGCUACACUCCAUCCAAAUAUGCGGUAGAAGGUUUCAAUGACAGCUUAAGGCGGGACAUGAAAGCUUUUGGUGUGCAUGUCUCAUGCAUUGAACCAGGACUAUUCAAAACACAACUGGCAGAUCCAAUAAAGACAACUGAAAAAAAACUAGCCGUUUGGGAACAUCUGUCUCCAGACAUCAAGCAACAAUAUGGAGAAGGCUACAUUGAAAAAAGUCUAUACAAACUGAAAAGCAAUACAUCCUUUAUGAACUUGGACCUCUCUCUAGUGGUAGAGUGUAUGGACCAUGCUCUAACAAGUGUCUUUCCUAAGACUCGCUAUUCUGCUGGAAAAGAUGCCAAGACAUUUUGGAUACCUCUGUCUCACAUGCCAACAGUUUUACAAGACUUUUUAUUGCUGAAGCAGAAAGUAGAGCUGGCAAAUCCCAAAGCAGUGUGACUCAAUGGACCACAAAUGCCUGCCCCAAGCCUCGAGGUUGACUGAUUUCAAAGACUUACCAUUUCAAUCUCAGUCUUUACCAGACCCAACAUGGGCUCAUUUAGAGCAUGUGUCUGUUUAUAAAGGAGGGUGUCCCAUGGUCCCUUAAUAAGGACAGAGAAAGAAUAUCAUACAUGUCAGUCUUGCCUGAUACUGAAGCCUUGGUAAGAUGAAAGGGAAACUGAAAGACUUCUCCAUCCAAGAUAUGUGUGCUGCUACCUGGCCCUUGCUGGUUCAGUAAUCCAGAAUGUUAAACAUCAUCUUUUAUCAAAACAUUAAGAGAUAAGAAGUCUUUCGUAAGUGGCCUGGUGGCUCUGGUAGAUCACUGAGAAGACUCAGGCUGGCAUUCACUAGGUUCUGAUAAACUUUAACAGGAACAAGAAAGUGACAAACCGCACUGUCACACAAAGCACUGGUAUGAACCGAGAGGUGGUGAAAAACAGAGGAAAAGAAAAGACAGGAAAGGGAAUGAAAACCAGGAGCUCCAAGACAAGCUCCAUACUCCAGAGGGACAUAGAAGAUGCACUACAGCGACUACUAUGACAUUAUCCCAGCUGGUCCUAGUCCAGGGAGCAUUUCAUGUCUGGCUUCAUCUGUUUGAGUCAGCCACAUCACGGCGGAAGUUCACAGUUCUGUUGGCCACAGCCAUACCUCAUUUCAACGGCCAGGUUCUUGGCUCCAUUCACAGCUUCAGAGUCUGUGGCUUGCUGCCCUUUGACUUUCCAGAUGUCCCAAGGCUGCCAAGAUCUGCAGAAUCUGAAGGAAACUCCUUUGCCGAUCUUCCCACCGUAUUAGUCCAAUGGCUCAACAUGCUAAGUCUGUCUUUUAUUUGCCUUUUCUGGGAUCAUUUUGAUUUUUCUUAUUCUUUUAAGUAGCUACAAUUUCCUGUUUCUUCCAACCAAAAACUAAGUGACCUGCAGUCCCCUGUUAAGAUCCAGCUUGCCAAAUGCAUUACCAGCUGCCCAGUGUGCCAGCUGCCCUUCUGUAACACUUUUGAGUAUGUCCUCCUUUGCUAUAGUUCUGCCAUCAGCUUCCCCUCAGAGAAGGCUCAAUGGACCCCAGUGGUUACUCUUCACCUGUUGGUUCAGAGAUACUGUGAAGGAGCCUGCUGCCAUAGUAAGCCAGCCUGAGCCCCGGGAUCCCCAAAUAAGUCAAGAGAGUGUCAAGAACAAAUUCCUCGUUUCUGUGGCUGAAAGCGGGGCAUGUCUAAACUGUCCAGACUAAAGAAAAUCUCUUCCAUUUAAAAUAUCUUCAAAAACCCUAAAACAUCAGUGGGCAGCUCAGCCUAGUGUAUGAUGAGGAAAAUUCCCAGGAAGCUUCUAAGAAAAAUGCUCAAAUUUCACCCUCCUCUGUGGUAUUAGUCCUAGCAGUUCUCAGUGGUGUAAAAUAUCACAGACUCAUUUACUGAUGUGGAGAAAAUAGCCAGCCAUUCUCAAAAUGAAAAAAGCUCUGGUAUCUACAAGCGACUUAUAUCAAUUUUAAUCUAAAUGACCACUUCCUGAAUUCUUGCAUGCCAAACAAGACAAUUCUCAUUUGUUUUGUUUUGUUUUGUUUAACUUACUUAUUUUUAUUUUAUGUGCAUGGGUGUUUUGCCAUGGGUGCUGGGUUCCCUAGAACUGGAGUUUACAGACAGUUGUGACCCACCAUGUAGGUGCUGGGAAUUGCACUCUGGUCCUCUGGGCGAGCAGUCAUUGCUCUUAACCCCUGAGCCAUCUCCAGUCCAACAAUUCAGAUCUGUACAUUUUUCCUUAAUUAACUCUGGUUAUUUUCACCCUUGCUUUUGUUGCUGAGGGUCAAACAUCCAGGAUCUCACUCAAGAGCCUGAGCUACACCACUAAGAUAUACCACACCCAAGCUUGUAAUUUAUUUUUAAAAAGGAAAAUGUUUAUAGUUUCCACCAUGGUUUAUGAAGCAUUGUGCUAGCCAAAGCACUGUUACCACCUGUCUACCGAUUCUCUUGUUGGGACACUUGCCAGAGAAAGAUCCAGAUCCACAGCCAGACAGGGUGCCUGGAAAUAGGAUAUAACCUCAAAUAGGUCAGGCAAGGACAACUCAACCCUCUGUCAUUUUCUGUAGUCAGUACCUUCCCUAAAGUGACCCACUUCACUUCCGUCAGAGAAAUUGGAGUCAGAAAGGAUCCCACUAUGGAUCUGUAGCCUAUAUUGUAGACAACAGCCAUCUAGUCAUACAUAGGGGAAAGUUUACUCUCUGUCUUUGGUCUGGUUUUCCUCCUCCAUGGCAGUUAUAACUUGAGUAUGUGCAAACCAAAAUGGCGGUAACUGGGUUAUGAAACAGACAAUGCAGAAAAAAGUCUUCCCACUAGAGUAAUAAUAGGAAAAGUAAUCCAGCUGGCGAUUCAGUGGAUACUCUGUGCAUGUCAGAGUCUUAGUACAGUCUCUACGUGUUCCAAAAACAGUUUAAUCUAACCCUCACCAUGUCUCAGUCAGCUGUGUAUUUUAGACAUGGGGAAAUGAAAUCAUAGCCAAGUGGGUAAUUUUCUAUAUUUUAGAGUGCUAGUCAUCUUGGGCCAGGACUCACCCAGAUAGCCUCAUUCCAAAGACCAUGUGAUUGUAGUAUAUAAUAAAGAAUCCAAGGCUUGCAGAGUCUUCAUAAACAUUGAUUCUGAUUGUACAGAAAUAAAGCCUUCAUUAAACAGUCUAA